Molecule: messenger RNA, 621 nt
Organism: Camellia sinensis
Lineage: Eukaryota; Viridiplantae; Streptophyta; Magnoliopsida; Ericales; Theaceae
Source: RefSeq, a predicted model, not a curated record
AUGGGGCAUAUGGCAAGGGAUUGCACCCAAACUGAACAGCAAAAAGGUGGGAAACCAGCUGUUGGUUCAACCGGAUCCAUCCCAAAACUGGGUGAUACUACGAGGCCUGCUACUACCAAGGACACAAUAAGACAGGGGAGAGUCUUUGCACUUGUCCCAGGUGAUACACGGAAUACUGAAGCUGUUGUCUCAGGGACUAUUUCUAUAUGCAAUCAAGACGCUUUUGUGUUAAUUGAUUUCAGCUCAACGCAUUCCUUUGUGUCUACUAUAUUUGCAUCUAGAUUGACUAGACCCCUAGAGUCAUUGCCAUAUUUGUUAUGUUUAUCUGCUCCAUCUGAAGAAUUUGUAUUAUGUACAUUUGUGUAUCGUGUUUGUGAUAUGCGAAUUGGCAAUGCUAUUUUAUAUGUGGAUUUGUUAUCCUUGGACAUUCGACACUUUGAUAUAAUUCAAGGUAUGGAUUGGUUGUCGAAAUAUUGUGUUACUAUCAAUUGUGUAACAAAGCAGGUUGUGUUUAAACUGCCAGGGCAUGUUGAAUUUGAAUUUGUGAGUAAUGGGGUACUGCCUCCACCUUAUCUGAUUUCAGCAAUGAAAGCAUGUAAACUGCUUAGGAAAGGGUGCUAG